Messenger RNA from Salpingoeca rosetta, 1925 nucleotides. RefSeq lists its product as uncharacterized. Gene Ontology annotation, biological process: protein N-linked glycosylation. The record is from RefSeq and is a predicted model, not a curated record. The transcript has a single exon. Lineage: Eukaryota; Choanoflagellata; Craspedida; Salpingoecidae. The coding region runs from base 382 to 1653 and encodes 423 amino acids. Gene Ontology annotation, molecular function: acetylglucosaminyltransferase activity.
UCUGAACAGCACAAAAAACCCUUUUCCGUUGCCAGCAAACCACGCACGCACGCACACGCUGCAGUUGUCAGCGCUGGAUAUACACCACUCCUCUUCCUCGCCUAUCCUUCCCUGUCUCCCAUCCCUUCCACCCACUUGUCGCUCUCUCGUAAGCAAAGACCACAGUGAAGGCUCAAUCCGCCUUCUUCUCUGGCUGCCGUCACACCUCGAACAGCAACCAUCAACCACCAUCAUCAUUCAACCAGUACAUGUCGUCACAUCAACCCAACGAACAUCACAUCGCAUCGCAUUCGCCCGUCCAUCCAUCCAUCCAUCCCCAUCCAUCCAUCCAUCAGCGUUUGACACGCACACCCACCACCAUCGUCAGCAAAGCACGCACGCAUGGCGCGAUUGCAAGGGGUUGUGGUGGCUGCCGUGGCGGCGAUGAUCGUCAUCGUGCUGCUUGUGAUGCAGGCGCGCCUCAACGCCAUGAGCGAUACGGUGAAGCAGCUACAGACCACCCUACAGUACUCGCAACAGACUGGAGGCGCAGCGCUCGUCGCCGGCAGUGAUGCCAGUGCACACGGCGCACGCGGUGCGCGGGGAGAUGUUGACGACGCUCUAGGCCAGAGCGUGGAUCAGCUCACACAUAUGGUGCAACAACUCCAGGGCGCCUUCAAGGCCCUCAGUGCCGCCUUGGAUGACCAGGCUGUCCAGCAAGAACAACUCAAGCACAACAUCGAGCAACACCAACAGCACCAAGGAGGGCCCCAGCAUGCGCAAGGCCAGCAGCAGCAAGAUCAACCCGCCAAGGCUGCACCGGCAGAGUCGGAGGACGACGACGACGCAUUCAGCCAUUCCAUCAGCGAGCGGGAUCCGCGCAGACUGUGCAUUGCCGUGCCCUCGGCUGCCCGCCCCGGCGCACCCAUGGACCUCAUCCUCUCCCGCCUCAAAUCCCUCCGGGAAGAGAUUGACGGCCACAAGGACAGGGUCGUGCUUCGCCAGGCAUACUCUGCCCGCAACAACGUCCAGCAGCGACAGUAUGCGCGGCAGCUCGGCUUUGUGGUGGAGGUGGACACGGUUGGCUGGAAGGACCUCAACGCACCGGACAUCAAGCUGACCCUCGGCGAUCCGAUUGACCGCGUGCGGUGGCGAUCGCGCCAGGUCGCCGACUUUGCCAUGACCCUCAAGCGGUGCGCAGAGUUCAAUGUCACGCACGUGCUGCUGCUGGAGGACGACGCGUCGCCGGCCAAGAACUUCACCACCAAGAUGUUCAACCGCAUCAGCGCCUUGCCCACGCAGGACUUUGGGUACGUGUCGCUGUACAGCGGGCUGAACCCGCCCCCGCCAGCGCCGUGGCGCGAGCUCACGGCCAAGGACGACGAGGGCUGGUUCCACGGCGGGGACGGGCGGCACGGUGCAGUGGCCCUGCUCAUGCACCGCAAGCACGUGCCUGGGCUCGCAGACUUUUUGCUUGAGAACAAGCUCGAGCGGCCCGUGGACUGGCUCAUCCCAGGAUACUUUGGCGCCAUGCUCAGGCUGAGGAACUUUGAGCUCAUCCCAAACCUCGCCCAGCACAUAUCCUCCCACUCCACACUGUCGAAGAACAAGAACAGGGAGAAGUGGAAGUCGCACAGCUUUGUCUACGACGAAGCAGAACAACAACAGCAAUAACAACAGCAAUAGCAGUGGCUCUCAUUUGCAGAUGUGGUUGGUGGUGGCUGUGGUUGUGGUUGCGGUGUGGUGGUGAUUGUGAUCCAGCAUCUGUAUGUAAGCGCACGGGCGGAAGCGCGUGCCUGCGCGUGUGUGAGGAGGAGGAGGAGGGGGUGGUGGGCAUAUGACCCGGCGGCCGUUUGGGGGUGACCCGCUUGUGACGUGUGUACAAGGUGUUUAUACAGUCGCAACUUCAGUCAGCCAUUAAUGAACCAACACAACGACUGCUGCUG